Messenger RNA from Temnothorax curvispinosus, 4659 nucleotides. RefSeq names its product protein argonaute-2-like. The transcript has 18 exons. NCBI's taxonomy places the organism in Eukaryota, Metazoa, Arthropoda, Insecta, Hymenoptera, Formicidae. Gene Ontology annotation, molecular function: RNA binding; protein binding. The record is from RefSeq and is a predicted model, not a curated record. Bases 418 to 4146 code for a protein of 1242 amino acids.
CGGCCUUGAGUGUGAUGACACGUCAGUUAUUUAACGAAAUGUUUUGUGUAUAUCUUGGAACAUCCAGGGAAUUCCUUUAUUCUUGUUUAUUCUCUUGUGUAUGUAUGUAAGUGCGUGCCACGAGAAUUUCGAGUGAUUUCGAGGUCAUUCGAGGAGUAACUUUCAUUUGAAGCGGUAUUGCUGGUAUUGCCCAACUGCCAGUAAUUUUCCACUGAAGAGAGAGGUCAGACAGGUGCCAUUAGCAUUAAACUGAAGAAGUCCGCGGCAGUACGAGGUCGUCCUGGCCAUCUUCGGAACAGCAUUGCUUGAAGGCCAUAAAAUAGAGGAAGAAGGUGCAUAUUCUUCGGUCUAGCAGCGUCAGCAAGUAAAUUUACGCGCGAUACGUUUUGGGAGCUUCUGAAAACGCAUUAAGACAGGAUGACGAAGAAAGGAAAGAAGAAGAAGCAGGCAGCAGCAGCAGCAGCAGCAGAUGUUGCUGCUGCAUCAACCUCACAAGAUGAGAAGAAAGAAACUUCAGGGCAAGCACUUCCUGGUUCAUCACAGCAGGAGUCUAAGGCUCCACAACAGCAACAGAAAGUAGCUAAAGGUCCACAAAAGCAGCAAAGCCCACCACAACAACAGCAGCCGCCACAACUACAAGGAGCAUGGGCUUCACGCCAGCAAGCACCUCAACCGUCACAGCAAGUACCCCAAGUACAGCAACAAACAGCACAGGUUCCAUGGCAACAGCCACAGCAAGCACAAGUACCACAAACAGCAUGGGUUCCGCAACAACAAGUAUCUCAAAGCCAACUACCGCAACAGCAAGGAGCACAGGGUAUUCAACAGCCACAGCAAAUACCGCCAACAGCAUGGGCUCCGCGACAAGUACCCCAAAGCCAACUACCGCAACAGCAGCAGCAAGGAGCACAGGGUUUCCAACAGCCACAGCAAGUGCCGCAAGUACAGCAACAAACAGCACAGGUUCCAUGGCAAAAGUCACAGCAAGCACAAAUACCGCAAACAGCAUGGGUUCCGCGACAACAAGUACCCCAAAGCCAACUACCGCAACAGCAACAACAAACAGCAUGGGGUCCGCGUCAACAAGCACCUCAAAGUCAAUCACUGCAACAUCUGCAGCAAGUACCACAAGCAGCAUGGGGUCCGCGACAACAAGCACCUCAAAGUCAAUCACCGCAACAUCCACAGCAAGUACCACAAACAGCAUGGGGUCCGCGACAACAAGCACCUCAAAGUCAAUUGCCGCAACAUCCACAGCCAGUACCACAAGCAGCAUGGGGCCCGCAACAACAAGCACCUCAAAGUCAAUUGCCGCAACAUCCACAGCAAGUACCACAAACAGCAUGGGGUCCGCGACAACAAGCACCUCAAAGUCAAUUACCGCAACAUCCACAGCAAACAGCAUGGGGUUCGCGACAACAAGUACCUCAAGGACAAUUACCGCAACAGCAACAAGGAGCACAACGUCAGCAAAAAGCUUCAACUGAAAUUGGUGGUGCUGGUGAUCAUCGACAAGUACCGACAGGUGGUAGUGGUAUACACCAACAGCAACCAGUAUCUGAGCUUGGUAUGACAGAUCCAUUCCGCUCACAAAUAACUGAAAAGUCAAAAAUGACAUCUGCUCAAUUGACGUCAUAUUAUAACAUGAUACCAAAGAGAACAAAUCCUGCGAAAGGUGGAUCAGUAGGGGUGCCAGUUAGAGUAUGGACAAAUAUGUUCAAGAUUAUAUUUGACGAUAAGUUUAUAACGAACGCAGUCCAUUAUGAUAUUGACAUCAAACCGUAUAAAGAGAAAGAGGACAAAAAGAAAGCUAAUAAAAAGGAACUAAAUCUUCCCAAACCUUUAUGUAGAAGUAUUUUUGAAAAAUGUAGAAAUAAGCAUUUUAAGAAUAGAUAUCCGGCAUAUGAUGGGAAGAAAAAUGCGUAUAGCGCGAAUGAUCUUCCUAUCGAUGAUAUGGCUGAUGUUUUCGAGCACGAAAAUCCAGAGGGACGCAGGAACAGAUAUCAAAUUGUUAUAAGGAAAGUAGCUACCGUUGACCUUAGCUGGAUAAAAAAUUUGAGACCUGGUCGUCUGGAAGAGAGAGAUCAAACUUCCGUACAAGUUUUAGAUAUAAUUAUGCGUCAUGCACCGGAAUCCCAGUUUAUUACCAUCGGAAAGUCACUCUACUGGGAUAUAAAUGAGAAUGAACCAUUAGGUGGUGGCUUAGCUCUAGGGCGCGGUGGAUUUAUGUCUGGGGUACUUGGCUGGAGUCCGUAUCUAAAUGUAGAUGUUUCUCAUAAAGGAUUUACCAUGAAGCAAAGAGUACUUGACUAUAUAGCUGAAGUUUUAAGGGUCAGAGAAGACAACAUUACUUACGAUGAUGUCAUGCGUGAAUCUAAGAUACAAAGUUUUUUGAGAGGCUUAAAAGUGACUUAUGAAAUACCCAACGUAUCGAGGCGGACGCAUCGCAUAAUUAAAUUGAGCCAUAACGAUUGUAAUACAGAAUUCAAACAGGAAUCAUCAGAUGGAACAAUAUCAAAAACAACAACAAUAAAAAAAUACUUUUGGGAGUCCAAGAAAUAUAAUAUACGAAGGGCUAAUUUGCCUACUCUUCAUGUGAGCACAAAGUCUGACGGAAGUGAAAUUUUGCUGCCUAUCGAAUUAUGCACUAUUAUGCCGAAUCAGCCUAUUAGAAAGCUGGACGAAGAGCAAACUACAAACAUGAUCAGAAAAGCAGCAACUGAUGCGUUUACCCGUAAAAGAAGAAUAGAGGAAGCGUUCAGCAAAAUCCAAGUUAACGGAAGUCCUGUCAUGUCAAGAGAGUUUCAUCUAUCUGUCCGCCCAGAAAUGGAAGACGUACAGGCCAGAGUUUUACCUGCUCCAGAAUUGAGAUAUGCCAAAGGAAAGGCACAAGUAAGACGAGGGACAUGGAAUAUUCAACCGUUUAACGAAGCCAAACAUUUGGAGAAGUCAACGUGGACUAUUGUCAAUUUGUCUGGAAUGCCAAACCUGGAGCCUACUAUGCGAGAAUUCGCGCUAAUGUUGCAAGCUACUGCAAAGGAAGUUGGUAUGAUAAUUGAUCAGCCUCGUCCAUUUGAUCAUUUUAGAUUAAACGAAUUAGAUAAAAUUACAAAAUUCUUCAUUGACAAUAAGAAGUUAAAAUUAAUAAUAGUUAUCAUACCUAAUCGUACAGACGUAAUGUAUGGUAAAGUAAAAAAGAUUACCGAGAUGGAUGUUGGUGUUUUAACACAAUGUAUAAAACUUCAAACUUUGAGGAGAUGUCAAGUAGCGACAGUAAGGAACAUACUGCUAAAAAUAAACUCAAAAUUAAAUGGCGUCAAUCACAUAUUUGAUAGAAUGCCAGCAUGUCUGAAUGAAAAAUAUCCUUGUAUGCUUGUUGGCGCCGACGUGACUCAUCCGUCUCCCGAUUCUAAAGAUUCACCAUCUAUAGCAGCGGUUGCUGCAAGUAGAGAUAAAUCAGCUUUCCGAUAUAAUGUUGCACUUAGACUUCAACAACCCAAAGAAGAAAUGAUUUUAGAUCUUGAAGAAAUAAUACUAACGCAACUUAGAGUUUAUAUGCAAGAAACAAAAUGUUGUCCAAAGAGAAUCGUCUAUUAUCGAGACGGAGUGAGCGAGGGACAACUUCCACAAGUUAUGUAUUAUGAAAUAGGAGCUAUUAAAAAAGCGGUUACUAGAUUCACUCGCAGCGGUAUUGAAAUUAAUUGCUUGGUCGUUCAGAAGAGACACCAUGUGCGUCUCUUCCCUAAGUCCAAAGAUAUACGUGACACCGAGGACACAAGAAAUUAUAACGUGAAAGCGGGUACAAUUGUCGACACGACUAUUACCCAUCCAGAGCACAUUGAUUUUUAUCUCGUAUCACAUGCGAGUAUUCAGGGUACAGCGAGGCCUACAAAAUACAGAUGCAUCUUCAACGAAUCCAACUUUACCGAAGAUCAGAUUGAAGAGUUGACAUAUUAUCUUUGUCAUAUAUAUGCCCGCUGUGCAAGAGCGGUAAGCUAUCCGGCGCCUACCUAUUAUGCUCAUUUAGCAGCUUAUCGUGGAAGAGCCUUGAUACAAGGGAACAGAGACUUUAGGUUGAGUGACUUGGAAAGGGAACAGAGAAACUUUAUAAUAAGAAUGGGAGAAUCACCAAUGUUUUUUGUUUAAGGAUAGAUAUUCAUGAUUUUUGAAGGAUUUCCGAGAAUCGCUUUGUAGUUGAGACAUAAUGUCCAACCGAUACAUAUUAUAGUUAUAACAAAUUACAAAUAUUUUACUUUUAUAAUUAAAUAAAUUGUUCUUUAUUAACUUUAACUUUAACUAUAGCAUCUCACAAAAAAAGCGCGCUUUUAUCGAAAAAGACAGUUCAGAAUAUGGGCCUAUGACUAUAUGAUGAAAUGUAUAAUCAUAUGUGCGCUUUGUAUCUUUACAUCCACAUAUAAAUUAAAUAGCCUUGGGAAUAAGGUUUACUAAUUGUAAUUUUUAAUAGAAAGUUAUUCAAAUGUCUAGACAAUAGUUAUUGCACAUGCAAUGAUAUGCUGACGUCGUACUGCGGUAGUACUAUAUCCAACUUUUAUGAUCUGUAUCUUCACGUUUGAGAAUAUAAAAUUUAUUUGUAAAGAAUUAUAUUUAAGAUCAUGUACUCGUUAAAAAAGGAACAAAUAAAUGGCGUUUAUACGAAAA